Messenger RNA from Biomphalaria glabrata, 3085 nucleotides. Its product is annotated as ubiA prenyltransferase domain-containing protein 1 homolog. The transcript has 3 exons. Lineage: Eukaryota; Metazoa; Mollusca; Gastropoda; Planorbidae. Bases 602 to 1810 code for a protein of 402 amino acids. Gene Ontology annotation, cellular component: endoplasmic reticulum; Golgi membrane. Gene Ontology annotation, molecular function: prenyltransferase activity. Gene Ontology annotation, biological process: vitamin K biosynthetic process; menaquinone biosynthetic process. The record is from RefSeq and is a predicted model, not a curated record.
AUUUAUUUCAGAAUAUUAUACUAACGGUUAUUCAAAUAUAUAUGACGCUAUAGAAGACGUAGAAAUAAUUGCAGACUCCAUAAUAUCCACAGAUUUCAAGACAUGAUAAAUGAAACAUUGACAGAAAUCCAAGCCAUCUUUUCCCUACCCCGCAACCUUCCCAUUCCAACCAAAUGUAAAGAGACCUCAAAAAGUCCACAAGGAUGAGCAGUUUGCCUAAACAACAACCGUUUAUGUCAACCCAGAAUACACCACAAUCAGAAUACACCACGCAGUUAAAAAGAAUCAAUUUAGAUGAAACCAGAAACCGAGAAAUACUCGUGGGAGAAGUGAUAUGGUGUGGUGGGGGGAGAUGGAGGAGCUUUAUAAGAGGCUGUAGAACUGCGUGUCGUUGAGACUGGCAGGAUUAGUUGUGUGAGACGUCCUCCGUGUCUUGAGAGAGUGAGCGCUGCUGUAGAAACCAAAAUACAUGGACCUUAUCUGAGCUCAGUGAAAUCAGUGUUAUGUUGCUACUACUGCUUAAAUAGCAAUGUACUUGAGAAGAGAAAAACAUUUUGUUAGUUCAUGGGCCUAGGUCUAUUCUUGCCAUUUAAAGGCAAAAAUGAAUAUUACCAAUCUAACGACACUGGACCAGAAGACUGAUGUUACAGGAACAUUGUGUUGCAAUGAUAGCACACAGCCAAGAGUUCCUCAUGUCAAGAUUCAGCUACCUCUCAUAGAAACAGCUACUCAAACUGAAGAAUGGAUACCAACUGGAUUUCAGUCAAAUGUCAGCUCUUCUGAGAAACCUCCACCUUUUGAAAGGAAAAUAACUAAUAAUAUAGACUCUUAUUCCAUGUUUGAAGAUACCAUGUCAACUAGCAACAACCAUAAAGAUUUCAGAAACUUUAGAUUUAUUCCAAUUAAAAAAGGCAAACUGUCAAAGUAUCUUAUAGCUUUGAGGCCAUGGUCUUUCACAGCAUCCAUCACUCCUGUUGCUCUUGGCAGUUGUCUGGCUUACAAAACUCAAGGCGUGUUCAACAUUAGUAUCUUCUUUGCGGCCAUUGUUACAGCAUUGUGCGUGCAUGCAGCUGGCAAUCUAGUCAACACAUACUUUGACUUUGUGAAAGGUAUCGACAACAAAAAGAGUGACGACAGGACUUUGGUGGAUAACAUUUUGCUUCCUAAUGAUGUUGUGACCUUGGGGGCCAUGUUCUAUGUGGCUGGCUGUGUGGGUUUCAUGCUGCUGAACAUUAUGUCACCUGCGAAAAUGGAACACUUGGCCCUUAUAUAUUUCUGUGGUCUCUCCAGCAGUUUUUUUUACACUGGUGGGCUUGGAUUGAAGUACAUUGCUCUGGGAGAUCUUCUCAUUGUAUUGACGUUUGGUCCACUCACAGUUGUGUUCUCCUACCUAAGCCAGACAGGCCAGCUUUCGCUCACUCCACUCAUUUAUGCCAUUCCACUGGCUCUGAAUACUGAAGCGAUUCUACACAGCAACAAUACAAGAGACAUGGAGAGUGAUCGCUUGGCUGGGGCCUUAACUGUGGCUAUAAUACUUGGGAAAACAGGCUCAUACUGUCUCUUUUGCUUCCUGUUGUUUGUUCCUUAUAUUGUGUACAUCAUAGUUGGUUUGAACUAUUCCCCUUGGAUGCUCCUGCCAGCCAUAUCUAUCUUUAGUGUCUUUGCUCUAGAGAAGGAUUUCCGAAGGGGGAAUCUAGACACUGUGCCACAUCAGGUAGCUCGGCUAAAUUUGAUAAUGGGUAGUUUAUAUAUUGCUGCCAUUUAUUUGGCUCAUCCUGACACAUUGCCAUCUCUGACUCAUUUAAAUUAAAAAGUUGCUAUUAUUUGUGAUAUUUAUACACUAGCUCUGUUUGAGUCAUUGGAUAUAUUUUAACUAUCUCAAUAUUAGGAAAUGGAAAAUAGUAUUUUUUUUGUAAUGAGUGUAUUGUUUUUAAAAAUGAAAAAUAUAAUUUUACAGAACUUUCAAAUGUAUUGACUGAUAUAACUAGAAACAAUAUUUUUAUGUAUUAGUAGCUUCAUAUACUGGUUAGGCCCAUUGAUUUAUUACAAUAUACUUUUUUUUUUGAAAAUUCCAAGAGAUUCCCAAAAAUAUUUUUAAAGAUUCAAACAUGAGCCCAUUUUUUUCAUUCCCUAAAGCUGAAGUGAAAAAGCUUUGUCUUGUUAGUCUAUAACUCUUCCCCACAACAUGAACUCUAGUAUUCCUUACCUCCAGCAGCAACCCAAAAAAAAUCUAUUUCAUUUCGCUUUUAUAACUUUGUGCAUAUAAUCACAUUCAUGCAGCUAUUUUGUACUUUGGUGGGGAAAAAAGGAAACAUUUAGAUUCUUUUUAUAAAAUGUAUAUAAUUGUGAGCUAUUCACCAAACAGUUAUUAAAUACUUUAAAAAAAGGAAGGAGUAUAUUUUGUGCUAUUUAAUAUUUAUACUUUCUGUUUAUAGAUUUUAUUUUUAAAAAAAAAAGCUACAUCAAAAUGGCCAUUUUGGGAAUAAGAAUUAAUAUACAAAUGAUUAAUAAAAGGCUUAAAUUUUUUCACAAAUAUUCGUUCUUAGGCUGUGAGUCUAUAAAAACUCUUUCUUAGUGAACACCUAAAUAGCUAUACUUUCUAAAGUCUUAUAGCUAUACUUUCUCAAGUCUUAUAGCUAUACUUUCUAAAGUCUUAUAGCUAUACUUUCUAAAGUCUUAUAGCUAUACUUUCUAAAGUCUUAUGGCUAUACUUUCUAAAGUCUUAUGGCUAUACUUUCUAAAGUCUUAUAGCUAUACUUUCUAAAGUCUUAUAGCUAUACUUUCUAAAGUCUUAUCAUUUUUAUUCUGAAUACCUUAACAAUUUUUUUUUAGUAACCUGUCAUAGACUGAACUUAGUACACACAACAAACAAAAAAUUGGUGCUUUGUCUAUGAUUUAAUGUUAUUUGUUUAGCUACAUCUUGAUUCUUUUGUCAUUUUCAAGAACUUCAUGAUUAUAAAGAGUAGGCUACACUUUCUAACUUGCAGACAUUAUCAUUUUUCCCCAAGAUAUUUUGAGAUUUCUGUCUCAGGAACAUGUUGACAUACAUAUCAUGUUUGUUUUAGAAUAACUUUUUUUCCUCAAC